This is a messenger RNA of Setaria italica (foxtail millet), 2811 nucleotides long. RefSeq names its product wall-associated receptor kinase-like 21. Gene Ontology annotation, biological process: protein phosphorylation. The transcript is spliced from 5 exons. Gene Ontology annotation, molecular function: ATP binding; protein kinase activity. Gene Ontology annotation, cellular component: plasma membrane. Lineage: Eukaryota; Viridiplantae; Streptophyta; Magnoliopsida; Poales; Poaceae. The record is from RefSeq and is a predicted model, not a curated record. The coding region runs from base 292 to 2700 and encodes 802 amino acids.
CAUGAGCGCUAGAGUCAGUUCCAUAGGGGACAAUGGUCUAGGAGGCUGGCAUGCAUACAGAGCUUCUAAAACUGCGCUUAAUCAGUUGACGAAGACUGUGUCAGUGGAGUUUGGAAGGAAGGACAACAUUGCCUGCAUUCUGCUACAUCCAGGAACUGUGGACACUGACCUCUCACGGCCAUUUCAGAAGAAUGUCCCCAAGGAUAAGCUCUUCACGAGAGAGUUCUCCGUGCAGAAGCUCCUCUCCAUCAUUGACAACGUCAAGAAAAGUGACAACGGCAAGUUCUUCGCAUGGGAUGGGGAAGAAAUUCCUUGGUGAUGAUAUGCACGCGGUUAUUUUCCGAUGAUCCAAAAGAGAAAUCAACGACAAUGAUAUUUGAAAGAGCCACAGAAGAGGGAAAAAACUCCGUUUUAGCCGCCAGCAAAGACCACUGUUCUUACCGUGCGCAAGCUAGCGUAGCAGAACUGCAGAACAUGGACCUCUUCGUCGUCCCCCUUAUCUUGCUCACUGCUGCUGCUGUGCCCACCACCGUCGCCAAUGGUGGCGGUCGUUGUAACCAUUGGUGCAACAGCUUCUUCGUUCCAUACCCAUUUGGCUUCUCGGGGGACUGCCCCAUCCUCCUGGCCUGCAACGCCACCACCUCGACGCCGCUCCUCCCAGACAGCAGCACCGGGGCGGCGCCGUACCCCAUCCUCUCGUUCAACUCAACCGCCUCCACUUUUAUGCCCAUCCUCUCGUUCAACUCAACCGCCUCCACUUUUAUGGUCGCCCUUGCUCCGUCCUGCAACCGCGGCGUCACGCUCAGCGGUCCCCGCGUCAUCAACGCCAGCGUUCACGGCGACUUCAACACCAGCUUUCCCGGCGUCGUCCACGCCAAGGCGUCGCUCAGCGGCGGCGGCGGCUACGGCUUCACCUCCCACACCGGUCUCUUCCUCCGCGAUGGCUGCCGUGCACUGCUGCCCUCCAUGUCCAACUGCACCGUCUCAGCAGACAUCAUGUCCAUGCUGCUCCGCACGGCGCAGUGUGGCAACGACACCGCCUGGACGUGCGUUUACACGCCACCGCCGCCGCCGAACAGCUCUGCUGCAUUGAGGGGCCAGGGCCAGUUCAUGAUGUUGGACGACGUGGAUGCUGCUGGGUGCGUUGCGAACCUGCUGACGGCUAUUGUGUACGGGGACACUCAGGGUGAGGUGCCGUCGAUGGAGGUCGGCGUGGCGGAGCUGGGGUGGUGGCUCAACGGGACGUGUGAAGAUGCUGCUGCUGACGGCGAGUGCGCUCACAACGCGACCUGCCACGACGUCAAGACGCCGAGCGGAGCGUGGGGUCACCGGUGCGCGUGCUCGGACGGGAUGACCGGCGACGGCUUUGCCGGCGGCGUUGGGUGCCAAUACGGUGGCCUUCAUGCGAAGCGGCAGUGGCCGGCAGUGGCCGCCGGAGUGGCCGCUGUCGCUUUGCUCAUCAUCGGCGUCCCGGUUUUGUUCUGCCUCUGGAAGCGGAAACGGCAGAAGCAGAACCCCACGGUCAAGAUGUUGAAGGCAACCAACCAAUCAUCUAAUGGCGGUGCGAGACUUUUCCGCGGUGUACCCGUGGAUGACAUCGAGCUAGAGGGGGUGACUGGGCCCCAUCCAUUCUCCUACGACGAGCUCGCCGCAGCCACCGGAAACUUCUCCGACGACCGGAGACUUGGGAGAGGAGGCUUCGGCUCCGUGUACGCUGGCUUCCUAACCGACGGGAACCACCGCGACGUCGCCGUGAAGAGGGUGUCGGAGACCUCGCGGCAGGGCUGGAAGGAGUUCGUCUCGGAGGUGAGGAUCAUCAGCCGGCUCCGGCACCGGAACCUCGUGCAGCUCAUCGGCUGGUGCCAUGGCGGCGCCGGCGACGGCGACCUCCUCCUCGUCUACGAGCUGAUGCACAACGGCAGCCUCGACGCGCACCUCUACGACCCGGAGGGCGUGCUGGCGUGGCCGGCGAGGUACGCCGCCGCCCUCGGCGUCGGCGACGCGCUGCUGUACCUGCACCAGGAGACCGAGCGGCGCGUGGUGCACCGCGAUGUGAAGCCGAGCAACGUCAUGCUGGACGCGUCCUUCACCGCGAAGCUCGGCGACUUCGGGCUCGCCAGGCUCAUCGACGACGGCCGCCGCUCCCACACGACGGGCGUCGCCGGUACGAUGGGGUACAUGGACCCGGAGAGCCUGUUCGCCGGGCGGGCCAGCGUCGAGUCCGACGUGUACAGCUUCGGCGUCCUCCUCCUCGAGAUCGCCUGCGGCCGGCGCCCGGCCGUGCUCGUGAGGGAGGAGGACGACGACUACGUCCACCUCGUGCACUGGGUCUGGAACUCGUACGGCGGGGGCGGCCUCCUCGACGCCGCCGACGCGCGGCUCGACGGCGACUUCGACGCCCGGGAGAUGGCGUGCGUGAUGGUCGUAGGGCUCUGGUGCGCGCACCCUGACCGCAGCUUGCGUCCGACCAUCAGGCAGGCCGUCAACGUGCUGCGGUUCGAGGCGCCGCCGCCGAGCCUGCCGUCGAAGAUGCCGGUGGCGACGUACGGACCGCCGGCCGAUCGUCCUGACACCAUCACGUUGUCGUCUGCGAUAUCCACGACGACCGCGAGCGACGGCGUUGGGCAUUCCAGCACCACGGAGUCAUCGGACGUGUCCAGUUUGAUUAGAUGGCAGGCGAACAAUAGUUCUUCUGUAUGAUGAUUUGUGUUUUCAGAUCAUUGCAUAGGACUUGAUUCUUCAGCUCAGAUUGGAAGUUCUAGGUCCCAUUUGUUCCACUUAUAAGUGGUUAUCGGUGGAAAUAAGCGAGAA